GGACAGGAAAUUUCACCGUUCCCUGAUGGACUCCUGAACUCAGUUUUCCGGAACUACGUGAGGAAGACCCGGCCGGGUAUUCGGGACCUGAAAUCUCCCGGGAGCCGCAGUCGCCGCGCGGGGCGGCCUGGGAAAGUCACCAGUCAGCAGCGCAGUGGCGGGAACCGCAGCCCGGCGGCCCUGGAACCUCCCAGGUGUUACCUUCUUUUGUUUUUGUUUUAUGAAAGUUCCCAGUGGUUUUUUGAAGAAUCCCUUUCCCAUAUACAAGUCUCACAUUGCUCAGUCAGUCCUGCUCACCUGUGGAGCAGAACAAAGAGCCCUGGAUGAUGAAGAGAGAGGAGACAGUAGCAAAGGAUCCAGCCCACACAAAUUUUCAUAAAGGAAGAGGCAUAAGGAAACUCCCAAAACAUGUCACAAGAAUUCCAGAUUUUGUUCCAGAGGUAGAAACUCAGAGAAGAGCAACAAGAAGAAUGAAUGCUUCUCUGAUAAAUGCUCCUGAGAGUCUGUUAACAUUCAGGGAUGUAGCUGUGGAUCUCUCGAAGGAAGAAUGGGAAUGUCUAGAUUGUGCCCAGAGGGCUUUGUACAUGGAUGUAAUGUUGGAGAAUUACAACAAUCUAGUCUUUGUAGGUCAAAAUCAAAGAGUCCACACAGGAAAGAAAGAACACAAAAACACAGAGUUUGAUAAAUCUUUUGACUCUCAACAUAAACUCACAAUGAAACGAACCAAUAGUGGAAAGAAACCCCACCAAAGCCGGAAAUGUGGAAACUGCUUCAAGACAGACUCAAGUCUUAGUAGACAUCAGAGAGUUCAUACUAGACAGAAACCCUAUAAAUGUACAAAAUGUAGUAAAUCCUUUACACGCUUAUCACAACUCGAAGUACAUUGCAAAUUCCAUUGUGGUGAAAAAUCCUACAAAUGUACAGACUAUCCUAAGUGUUUUUACCAGAAAUCAGAAUUAAGAAGACAUUUGCAUCAGAAAAUUUGUACUGGAAAGAAACCUUAUGGAUCUGGUGAAUGUGAUAAAUCCUUUACCCAGAAAAUGAAUCUUAGAGCUCAUCAGAGAAAUCAUACCGGACAGAAGCCUUAUAAAUGCAAUAAAUGUGACAAAUCUUUUAUCAGGAUAUUCAGUCUUAGAAUUCAUCAGAGAAGUCAUACAGGAGACAACCCUUACAAAUGUAGUGAAUGUGAGAAAUCCUUUACUCGGAAAGACAAUCUUAGAACUCAUCAAAGAGUGCAUACAGGAGAAACACCUUACAAAUGCAGUGAAUGUGAUAAAUCCUUUACCCAAAGAGGCAAUUUUAGUACUCACCAGAGACUGCAUACAAGAGAGAAACUUUAUAAAUGUAUUGAAUGUGACAAAUUUUUUACCGCUGCCUCGCAUCUUAGAACUCAUCAGAGGAUUCAUACAGGAGAAAAACCUUACAAAUGCAGUGAAUGUGAUAAAUCCUUUACCCAAAGAGGCAGUCUUAAUACUCACCAGCGAAUGCAUACAGGAGAGAAACCUUACAAAUGUAUUGAAUGUGAUAAAUCCUUCACCCAUAGAGGCAGUCUAUGUACUCAUCAGAGACUGCAUACAAGAGAGAAACUUUACAAAUGUGUUGAAUGCGACAAAUUUUUUACUACUGCCUCAUCUCUUAGAACUCAUCAGAGAAUUCACACAGGAGAAAAACCUUACAAAUGCAGUGAAUGUGAUAAAUCCUUUACCCAAAGAGGCAGUCUUAGUAAUCAUCAGAGACUACAUACAGGGGAGAAACCUUACAAAUGUAUUGAAUGUGGUAAAUCCUUUACCCAUAGAGUCAGUCUUAGCACUCAUCAGAGACUGCAUACAGGAGAGAAACCUUACAAAUGUAUUGAAUGUGACAAAUCCUUUACCCAAAGAGGCAGUCUUACAACUCAUCAGAAAAUGCAUACAGGAGAGAAACCUUACAAAUGUAUUGAAUAUGAUAAAUCCUUUACCCAAAGAGGCAGUCUUAGUACUCAGAGACUGAAUACAAGAGAGAAUUUACAAACGUAUUGAAUGUGGUAAAUCCUUUACCCAAAGAGGUAGUCUUAGUACUUAUCAAAGAAUGCAUACAGAAGAGAAACCUUACAAAUGUAUUGAAUGUGACAAAUCCUUUACCGAUGCCUCAAAUCUUAGAACUCAUCAGAGAAUUCAUACAGGAGAGAAACCUUACAAAUGCAGUGAAUGUGAUAAAUCCUUUAACCCAAAGAGGCAGUCUUAGUACUCAUCAAAGAGUGCAUAUAGGAGAGAACCUUAAAAAUGUAGUGAAUGUGACAUCCUUAUCCAAAAGGGUCAUCUUAGAAUUCAUUAGAGAAUUCAUCCAUACAGGAAAGAACCCUUAUAAAUCUAAUGAAUAUUACAAAUCCUUUAGCAAGAAAGGCCAUCUUAGACCUCAGCAGAGAAUCUAUACAGGAGAGAAACCUUACCAAUGUAGUGAAUGUAACAGACCCUUUAUCAGUUGCUCAGACCGUAGAAAUCAUCA
Messenger RNA from Peromyscus leucopus (white-footed mouse), 2484 nucleotides. RefSeq names its product zinc finger protein OZF-like. The transcript has 6 exons. The coding region runs from base 324 to 2018 and encodes 564 amino acids. The record is from RefSeq and is a predicted model, not a curated record. Gene Ontology annotation, biological process: regulation of transcription by RNA polymerase II. Gene Ontology annotation, molecular function: RNA polymerase II cis-regulatory region sequence-specific DNA binding; DNA-binding transcription factor activity, RNA polymerase II-specific. Lineage: Eukaryota; Metazoa; Chordata; Mammalia; Rodentia; Cricetidae.